UGGUGUGGUAGAGCUUCCGGGUGUGAGAGGGACAGACUGUGUUUACAUCUGUACUAUCGUGUGUGGGUUCUACUGUACUCAAUACGGGUACAGCUGCUGACAACUGGAUGGAGACAAUUAAGGUCACGUGUUUCAUUCUUCUUCUCAAUAUUCAAGGUAUCAUUGCAAGCAAUUGUUCAGAUGCUGCAGCUCCACAAAACAUACCAUAUAUCCGGAUGUGUGAGGACGGCAGCGUGACGUCAGACAAAGUAAUACUGGACACACACAUGGCCGGGGAAUCAGGGGAGACAACUUGUUCGUGUAGUGUUGACUCUACAUCCAUCAUUACUAUAUACAUAGAAUAUUACGGUAAUGGAUUGAACCCAAAUACGUCCGGAUGUGGUAGUGAAGUUGUAGCUAUCGAGAAUAGAGUUGAACACAGAGAAGGACACUAUCAAUGUAAUACGUCUCCGUUGGUACCCAUUUAUAUAAGACCAGUGACUAUAACAUGGAAUGGGACACUUGGUGGGGAUUCAAAGUACUGUCUCAAUAUCACAGGAGUGCUGCUUCCAGCUUAUCCGAAUGCUACAUUCACGAUAACCUGUUAUAAGCCAGAGGCGACCUCUACUUCCUUACCCACCAGUAAAAGUACUACAACAGCAGCUGAAACGACAGAGCAAACUAAAAGUCGGACAAAGACUACAAUCAUCUCAGAGGCGACGGAUGUGUCUACCAGUGACCACGGAACAUCCAACGCAGGCCAAACAACAUCACAACCGACAUCAAGUAUUCCUGACGAUACAAGUACACAACGACUUGAGGAUAGCUUCCCUUUGAUCAUCGUGAUACCAGCUGCCGCGGGGGGUUUCGUUCUCAUCGUCAUCAUAAUUAUCAUCGUUGUCGUCUGUUGUAGAAAAAGUGGCAAGAAAGGAAGAGAAAGUUACAUAGACGAUACGAUUGACCCGUACGGAACUUCUCAUCCAAUGUCAAACGCUGCUGCAAACAACGAUGAUGACGAGGGAGAUGGCAUGAAAAACAACAUCCUCUACGAAACUUCCGGUGAUAUUCUACCAAAUGGAAACUAUUCUACUGUUCAAGUUCCCCAAUCAAAUUCACCGGAAGUUGAGUAUGCCAAGGAGAACCAGAAAAAUACGCCAAAAACAAACGAAGAAAGUAAUGAAAACAAAAUAGAGUUAUCGAACUUGAAUGGUACCGGAAAUGACGUGUAUGCUGUUGUGAAUAAACCAAAACAGGUCAAAAACGCCCAGGACUCCGCCACUGCGACAUAUACGACCAGUGAGGGUUUGGUAUACGUGAAAGUAGAAUCGGGGGGAUUGAAAAAUUCUGAACCGAAGCCAAUUACCUCUGACACCAGGCAAAGGAAUGAUGACAACAAUGACACAGAUAAUGUGGCUUAUGCUGACGUAGUUGUCACGUGAGGCAAUUCUAAGAGGAGGAACCAGAGACUUGUAUAUCAGGUAUAUACUUCUCUGGAGGAACUGAGCAUUAAAACAUACUAUCUUGAAUGAAUGGUAACGGUUGGUUCCGUGGCCCUCUGCUAGGUGGCCGAGGUUCGAUUCCCCGAUUAUACGUCAAAAGGUAUAUGUAUAUGGGAGUCAUCUACCAGACCACGUUAGGUUUUAUCUGGGUACUACGGGUUUUUCUACACUAAGACCCUUCAUGCGCUUACAUCCGGACCAAAAAUGGUAAUUAGGUCAUGAAGGUUCAUCUCUAUGGGCAUUUCAGCUGCGUAGUCCAAUCGAUAACUAUAGCUAUUGUGGAUGUGCGGUUGAGUGUACCGAAGAUAAUUGCAACGUCGAGCGUGGUCGGCUCUUGAAUGGGUGACCACUCCGUUGUACCCCUGUUGAAACUGUCAAGAUGAAAAUUUCAUGAUAAUGUUUUGAAUACUCUUAUCCCAUCAAAUGUACACAAUAUACAAUAUUUCUUAUAAUAACUAGAUUUUAUCUAACAAGCGUAUUAAUUCUAUCUUAAUUAUGGAGUAAACUUUUCAUGUUACACUUGUACAAUCAACUAGUUAGCGCAUAUGUAGCCAAAUAUUGAACGGAACGGAAAUAAAGACCGCAUAUAAAAGAGAGGUGUCAUUUUGAGCCAUUUCGUGACCACUCAUGCAGAGAUAAGAUUUUUUAUGGGAGGGUACUGUAAGGUCAGCUGCAUAUACUAGUAGUAUGUUAUCAAAAUCAGAUUAUUUUUGAGCUUAUGUAACUUUCAGGGGUCAAAGAUCAGAGGGAAAAAAAGAAAUGUUUGUUAUAUACGUGCCCCAAAGAAGUUUUGAAUAGCAUACCAUAUGCAGCUGACCUUAAAGUGUCUUCCAACAAAACAAUUAUGCUUAUUAUCGAGUGACCGCAGAAUGGCUUAAACGGCGAACACCUCCAAUACAUUAUUACUUUUAACAGAGGUAUAUUUGAUUUACCUGAUGGACAAAGAAUAGUGAUAAAAAUGUAUCGUUUACUGAUUAAUUAGGUCUUUUCGUCUAUAUAUAUAUUGUAUUAAAUUAUGAGAUAUGUUGCAUAUAUAUUAAAUAUACUUUUUAUGAGUUCAAUCAAAGUAGUGAGAGCCUGAAUGGGAUGAAAAGCAUAUGAACGCAUGACAUGACACUCAUUUAUUCAAAAUUGUAUUAAUCAAACUGAUGAAUUAAAGUUUGUAUAUAAAUAAUAAAGAA
Messenger RNA from Pecten maximus, 2659 nucleotides. RefSeq lists its product as uncharacterized. NCBI's taxonomy places the organism in Eukaryota, Metazoa, Mollusca, Bivalvia, Pectinida, Pectinidae. The coding region runs from base 108 to 1418 and encodes 436 amino acids. The transcript is spliced from 6 exons. The record is from RefSeq and is a predicted model, not a curated record.